AUCUGCAGGACCUUGCAUUGCGCAAGCAUGCCCAUGAAAAAAUAAAUAAAUAAAAAAACGGCAUAGAAAGGGUUUUAGUUACACUGAUGUUUAAACAACCUACUCGGUUGCAUACAGUAUUGCUUUUGAUAAAUAUUAGGCAUGCAAAACACAAUAAAUACAUUUAAAAAAAAAAAAAAAAAAAAAAGCAAAACGCUGUUUAACUUUGCACCGGAGCAAAAUCUUUGGAAUCUUUCCCCUCGAGAUCGCGAAGGAGCGGCCUCGCGGCGCUGCAGCCCGAGCGCGGGAAGGAGCGCGAGCUGGGCCUGCAGCCUCGAGAGAGUCUUCACACCGACGAGCGAAAUGAGACGCGCGUCAAACCAACCGACCCUUUAAAACGUAUAAAUACACAUACUAAAUAACGACAGUAACCAUAAUUUAAAUAUUAAAUGUCAUUUUGGGGGGUUUUAUUGUCUUUAAGAUGUCACAAAACCCGUCCAAGAAUAGGAGCGAAGGCGCUAAAAACCUCCGGUUGAAAUCGGGAGCUGGAGGGUGCAGCGCAGCGGGCUGUCGAUUCGCUUUCUGCACCGGCGAGGACCACGCCAAAAAAACCGAGCCAAGUUUCCAAGAAGAUCCAGCGCCCCCGAGAGGAAGAAAGAGGCCGGCCAUAACCGAACCAGAUGAAGAGACAGAUGACAUCACUGCUGGUGGAGAUGUGACAACCAUGCUUGAGAGAUUUGGAGCUGAUAUAAACAAAGCUCUUUCAGCCAAAAGAAAACGCAUGGAAGUGUAUACCAAAGCCUCCUUAAAAACAAGCAACAUGAAGAUUGAGCAGAUCUGGAAAGCACAACAAAAUGACAGAAAUAAACUAACUGGUGACUACAGCAAGCAGUUUACAACAGUCUUUCAGCAGUGGGAGAGUGACGUCCAAAAGUAUAAAGACCAAGAGGACAAGUUAGGAAACAUGUUCCGGCAGCAGCAGAAACUGUUUCAGCAGAUGAGGGUGGUGCAGGGCCAGAGACUGAAGACUGUGAAACAGCUCAUGGACCAGUUUGUUAAGAAUUUGGAAGAACUGGAGAGCAGCCACUCUGCGCAGCACUCUACUAUUCAAGAUGAACUACGCAAGGAAAUGGCUCUUUUACAAAAGAAGAUCUUGAUGGACACUCAACAGCAAGAGAUGGCCUCCGUGCGCAAGUCCCUGCAAUCAAUGUUAAUGUGAAGCUUAAACUGAACUGAUUGGACUCAGAGGACUAACUUAAAAUGGAGCGGAAAACAGUGUUCAAGACACCUUGAAAGCUUCCCAUGCAAAACGGUUUUGAUUUGAAUAUAGUUUUAACUGUAAAAGUCACUUGGUAUGUCAGUUACCUUUUUUUUUAAAUUAAAAAAGGUU
Molecule: messenger RNA, 1369 nt
Organism: Polyodon spathula (Mississippi paddlefish)
Lineage: Eukaryota; Metazoa; Chordata; Actinopteri; Acipenseriformes; Polyodontidae
Product: synaptonemal complex protein 3-like
Exons: 8
Coding region: 461-1198 (245 amino acids)
Biological process (GO): meiotic cell cycle; spermatid development
Cellular component (GO): synaptonemal complex
Source: RefSeq, a predicted model, not a curated record